GGCACACCCACGCGGCCACGUGAAAAAUAUUCAUAAACAUCAUCAACAUAUUGAUACUUCUUAGCGUGUUCUGGUUAAGAUCUAAAAUCGUGCCGGCUUUUCCCUUGGCAUUGGCAAUACGAUCUUUGUCAAGGUGGACCUCGGGUCUCCAGAAAUAAGUGUUACAGUCUCCAGAAACCAGGAGAUUGUGCCAAGACGCACUGCCCUUUCGCCAGUCAACUAAGAAAAAGCGCGCCAGAUGGUUCACCGUAAUAAGGAGUGCUGCCAAUGUGAAAAGUGCUUGUUGAAAUCGCAGAAGUCCGAAAUGGGUGAAGAAACGUAUCGCGUCGUGUCUAGGAUGGAAGAAAUUACAGAACAGGAGGACAAAUAUUUGGCCGGCGCUAAAAAGGAGAUCAGGAACGAUCUCACAGUAAUUAUACCAGAGAACCCAUUCCCAGAGAUAGAGGUGGACGCGUACCCCCCAUUGAAGUUCUCAUGGCUGAUUCCAAAGAAACUGGCGGCCAUGGCAUUUCCUAGGAACAAGGAAAACUUGAAAUUCCUAGUCAAUCAAGGUAUCACGCAUCUGGUAACACUGACUGCAGGGAAAAAGCCUCCAGUCGACGAUAUUGCCAGGAUAAGAUGGAGCGAAAUACCAAUCGAAGAAUUCGGUGUACCAACAGUAGAUGAUGUUAAAAAAUUCAUCGACAUUUGCAAACGUGCGGACAAGAACGGAGAGGUGAUGGGAGUGCACUGCCGCCAGGGCCGCAGCCGCAGUGCCGUGAUGCUGGCGUGCUACCUAGUGCACUUCCACAGGUUCCUGCCAGACCAGGCGAUGAACGUAGUCCGCAUGGUCAGACCUGGUUCCCUUGAAUGGGAGGAGCAGGAGGAGUCUGUGGGCAAAUACUUCAUGUUCCUGACAGAGGACAACCCUCUGAAGUUCGGCGUUAGCGGAGAAGUUAUGGAAGAAAUGAUAGAAUCCGCCAGGGAAGCGACGAACAAAGCCUUAGGCUAAACUAGGACUAAUAAAAAAUAUCGACUAAGUAGAUAUUAUUACUUAAAAUAAGUUUCAGUUAGAUUUAUUAUACUAGACGAUAUAAGACGAGUCCAGUGAGCACCACAACUUACAUUAUAUCACGUUUUUUAUCGCCUUACUGUCUAACUCCAUAGUAAUUAAAGCAUAUCGUGGUUAGGGUUGCCACCUUUUUUAUGUCCAAAUAAAGUACAUUGGAUAUUAAAGGUAGAAAAAAAAGUACAUUGUGUCCAAAAUAAAGUACUUUUUAUUCCACUUUAUUAGUAGGUAAGCUUAAAAAUAUAUUUUACACUGCUUAAAGCAAAUUAUAAUAAAUAAUUUGUGGCUACUAAAAAUCUGUAGUUCUUAUCCGCAAUGGGGAAGGCAUUUGAACAAAGCCAUACAGCCGCGACAAUGUUGCAGGAAUGAGCUAAGGGCUACAUAUUAUGCAUACUUUUGUUCCGUUUUACGUAAAACUUUUUCCUAUCCUCUUUUUGUAUAUUUAUGUAAAAUUAAUCCCCAAACAAUCAAAUAAAAUAUUUUCGCGUACUUUAUUGUUGGCAUAAAGUAUAGAGUACAAUUACCCGAAAUAACGUACAAUACUUUAUAAUAAAGUGCGGGUGGCAACCCUAAUCGUGGUGCUCAUGCUAGGGGGGCUGGCCCCGUAGCAUGAGCAGGGCGAUAUAAUAUAUAACUCGUUUUUAUCAUGUUCAAUUGGCAAAUUACUAUGGAGUUUGACAGUCUGACUAAAUAAAUAACGUGAUACAGUGUAAAUUGUGGUUCUCACGCUAUAGGAUUUGGACGCGAAGAAGGAAUGCUAUAUGAUCAGGACCGGAUUAAAGGCAGGACAGGCGGCGCUACCUUGGGCACUUAGUGCAAUAUGAAAUAUUUACCAAAGUGCAAUGUAUUUAUUAUUAAAUCGUAAUAUUUUAAUUAUAUCAAACUUCUUCUUUAAAUGCGAUAAUGACUGCUGAACCGAUUUAGAAGUUAUAUGAUGUAGGAAUAGAUUGGACUUUGAAUAAGCGUAGGAGACAAAUAACCCAAAAUCCAACUAUAUAAGUAGUAGAGCAAAAUUCAAAAUGCAAGGCUAAGGAAAGAAAAUAUAGUGAUCGUUUGUUGUUAAUGAAGAUGUGAAUAUUUAUUUUAUAGUGUAAGAAAUAUUAGAGCUUUUUGUAAAAUUUUAUGGUCAAUGCAGUAAUGCUUUGAGGCAGAAGAAAUUUUGUAAGUGCCGAAGUUUCGAUGAUUCUGUACGAUUGUUUCUGUGUACCUGAGAUAAUGAUUUAUUAAACAUUGUUUUGUUAUGGCGAAUUUUUAUUACGUUUCCUAUUAUUUAUUUCAUGUAAAAAGGACUGAAAAUAUAUGCACAUAAAAACAUUA
Messenger RNA from Chilo suppressalis (striped riceborer), 2365 nucleotides. NCBI's taxonomy places the organism in Eukaryota, Metazoa, Arthropoda, Insecta, Lepidoptera, Crambidae. The record is from the annotation of a GenBank genome assembly.